CACAGAUGACGUUCGAAGCGUUUGACCCCUUUCCAGCCAGGAGAGCAAAAUAACACGCAGCGAUCGGAGAGUAGAGCAGCAUGAGCGACGACAUACCUCAAGAGCAACAGCUGACCACUGUGGAAAAGGUCCGUCUCGGAUGCGUGCCCGAGCACUUCUCCUCGCCGCUGCAUCAAGCGCUGGCGAAAGAUCUCUUCGGCCGUCAUGGCUUCGAGCUGGAGAUUGUGAACUGUCCUGGAGGAACGGGAGAGAUGGUCACAAAACUGAAAGAAAAUGAACUGGACAUCGCCAUCGCUCUAACGGAAGGCCUUAUAUCCAGCCUCUGCAAGGAAGACGGCCCGUUCCGCAUUAUCGGAACCUACGUCAGCAGCCCGCUCACUUGGUCGAUAGCGUCCUCUCCCACAGGCCGCUUUGGCAAGGUUUCGCGCGAGUCUCCUGGACCAGAGGCGUGGGAGGGAUUGAAGGGGGCGAAAGUGGGCGUAUCGCGACUGGGAAGUGGGAGCCACUUGAUUCCGUUUGUGCUUGCGGAUCAGAUGGGAUGGCUGAAGGAUGGUGCGAGUGCUCCAUUCGAAUUCGUACCCUUGAAGGACAUCGCGGGGCUGGUGAAUGGAGUCAAGAGUGGGGCUAUCGACACGUUCCUCUGGGAACGUAUCAUGACCAAGCCUCACUACGACAGCGGUGAGCUGCACCAUCUUUCCAACAUCACCCCUCCAUGGCCCGCUUUCAUGUUCGCGGCAUCAAAGAAGGCUCUGGCUCACUCCGCAGCCUUGAUCGGGAUCCUGAAUGUAAUCACCGAAAGCGCCAAAAUCUUUAUAGCCGGCAAAGGCACCGGCGACUCCGUCCGCUACGUCUCCGAAAAGUACCACCUCCCCGAAGACGACGUGCGCGUCUGGUUCUCCAGCGUCGCCUAUCCCGCCAAUUGCCGCGAGGUCGACCGGCACGUGCUGACGGAUUGCAUCAAGGUGCUUGCCAAAGCAGGUGUCGUGGGUAACGAGGCGCUGGGUAUCCCGCUGGAUCGGUUGGUGGACGAGCAUGUGGCGGUUGUUACGGAGGAACCGCUUGAGCAGAAGAUUAAGAGGCAUGAUCAGCAGUAUGAGAAGGAGUGUAGGGAGUUGCAGGCUGGGAAGUCGGAGUAAGAGACAUCAAGAGUAAGGCGUAGCCUGUUAUUGGCAGGUAGAUUAGUUCGAUUUGAGUUCUCCGCGUAGCACAAUCUCAAUGACGGUCCAUCGUUGGACUCCUGCAUGCCGAAUCAACAAGAAACUAUUGGCAGGUAGAUUAGUUCGAUUUGAGUUCUCCGACAAUCCCGCGACGCGAGAGAGUGUGUGGGAGAUUUCGGGCAAAAAAAAGCACUGGGAUGAUGGGCUACUCAAGUGUAACUUUCAUUUACGAACACGAUG
This is a messenger RNA of Fimicolochytrium jonesii, 1397 nucleotides long. RefSeq lists its product as uncharacterized. The record is from RefSeq and is a predicted model, not a curated record. The transcript is spliced from 6 exons. Bases 81 to 1136 code for a protein of 351 amino acids. NCBI's taxonomy places the organism in Eukaryota, Fungi, Chytridiomycota, Chytridiomycetes, Spizellomycetales, Powellomycetaceae.